AUGAAUAUUGCACCUAUAACUGAUGAGAAUGCUCCAUGGAAGCAACGCUUUCGAUUGUCUCUAAGUCGAGGAUAUCUUGCACGAUGUAAUUACGAACGUGGUUUAGUUGUAAGCAAUAAAUCAGGUAUAUAUCAAUUAUAUUCAUGGAACGUUUCAAAUGGUGAACUACGUCAAUUAACUCAACAUACGACUGGAAAAGAAAAGGGUAUGAUCUCCAGUGAUGGACAAUCAAUUUAUUAUCUGAAUGAUACUCAAGGUGAUGAAAUUGGUCAUUUAAUUUGUAUUAAUACUGAAACAGAUGAACAGAUUGAUAUAACUCCUGAUAUGAAACCUUACUCAAUCAUAACGAUGAAAACAGAUUAUAUUAGUAGAACAUUGGCGUAUUUAAUUUCUGAUAAAGAAAAUGGUUUUCAAUUAUUUACACGCUCUAUGAUAUCUACAACAUUUGGUCCACCUAAUCUCAUCUAUCAAACAUCAAAUUUUACAGAAAAUUUUGCCAUAUCUUAUGACGGUCAACUAGUUGUCAUAGAAACAAGAGAUACUGAAAAAGGUGCUGGAAGCAAUUUAGUUGUAUUUGAUACUAGAAAUCCUAAAAAACAUAUUGGGACACUUGAUGAUGGUAUGGAUGUGAAUAUUGUACCAAAACAAUUCGCAUCAUUAUCCAAUGAUACACGUCUUUUAGCAAAAAGUAAUCGUAGUGGAAUUUAUCGGCCGUUUAUCUGGAAUGUAAGCACAAAUGAACGAAUUGAUUUUGCAUCUGAACAGUUAGGUAGCGAAGGUGAUGUUACACCACUAGACUGGUCAAGUGAUGGCAAGCUUAUUCUUUUGUUACAUAUUCAUAAUGCAACAUUUCAAGUUUAUUCCUAUUGUAUUGAUGAUGGCAUCUUGAACAAACUCAUAGAACAACCGUCAGGUGUAAUAUUUGAUGCUCAAUUUAGUCCUAAUGGAUCAAUCAUUGUCCAAUGGGAAACAUCAAAUAUGCCGCUACAGACAAUUUCAUUAAAUGGUAAAACUGGAGCAUUUGAACAAAUUAUGCUUAAAUCAUUAAUAAACGAUCAAAUUCCGCCAAGUCAUUUGCGUCGUUCAGUCACAUUUCCAUCUUCCGAUGGACAACUUAUUCAAGGUUGGCUUACAUUACCAGUCACCAAUGAUAAUAGUGGACCAUUGCCUACUAUACUUGAUAUGCACGGUGGUCCUGAAGAUGUUUCACCUAACAGAUUUGGUCCACAAACUGAAGUAUGGGUUGAUCAUGGUUUUGCACAUCUUUCAAUUAAUUAUCGUGGUUCGAUUACAUUCGGUCGUACAUUUCAACACAAGAUCUAUUCUAACAUUGGAUAUUGGGAAAUAGAAGAUGUAGUAGCUGCUCGUACAUGGCUUAUUGAACAGGGAAUUGCUCAAGCAAAUGUUAUUUUUCUUACUGGUUGGUCUUAUGGUGGUUAUCUUACACUGCUCGCAUUGGGUAAACAUCCAAAUCUUUGGGCUGGUGGUAUGGCUGGUAUUGCAGUUGUUGAUUGGACUAUACAAUAUGAAGAUUCUGCUGAAAGACUUCGUGGAUAUCAAAAAACAUUAUUUGGUGGAACACCUGAAGAGAAACCAGAACUAUACAUAACGGCAUCACCUAUUACCUAUGUUGAACAAAUCAUUGCACCAGUACUGAUUAUUCAAGCUUGUAAUGAUACACGUUGUCCAAUACGUCCAAUGAAAAAUUAUGAAGCUAAAAUGCAUCAGUACAAUAAGAACUGUGAAAUUGAAUGGUUUGAUGGAGGACAUUCCUUGAACAAUAUAGAACAAACAAUUUCACAUAUAGAACGAAUGUUACAUUGGGUACAACGGGUGUUGAAUACAAAUAAAACAUAA
Messenger RNA from Adineta steineri, 1857 nucleotides. The record is from the annotation of a GenBank genome assembly. Lineage: Eukaryota; Metazoa; Rotifera; Eurotatoria; Adinetida; Adinetidae.